UGUUCGCACUAAGCGCUUGAUCCCAAGCAUCGCCAUAUUGACGUCCCAACAACGCUGAGAGGAGAUACUGCCUUGCUGUAGUCCCCAGUGAUGACUGUAUUGAGCCCUGUACCUCCUGAUUAGACUGGUUGGAUGCCCCCAUUUAACAUUCAGCUUUCUUACCAUAAAGGCAUCUCGACUGCUCCCGUUUCAAUUCAUCUAUCACCAUCAUCCUGGAGGGAACCUCCCAGGAGAUUUAAAGAAGAUCCCGUAUAGAAUAUGUCUGGCCCUGUCCCAAGCCGCUCUCGAGUUUACCCAGAUGUAAACACACAGAGACCUCGAGAAUAUUGGGACUAUGAGUCCCAUGUUGUUGAAUGGGGGAACCAAGACGACUAUCAGCUAGUCAGAAAAUUAGGGAGAGGCAAAUAUAGUGAAGUGUUCGAAGCCAUAAACAUCACAAACAAUGAAAAAGUGGUCGUCAAAAUACUGAAGCCUGUCAAGAAAAAGAAAAUCAAGAGGGAAAUAAAGAUCCUGGAGAAUCUGAGGGGUGGCCCAAAUAUCAUCUCACUGUUAGAUAUCGUCAAGGAUCCUGUGCUAUACAUUUCUUCUUCUUGUAAUUCUCAGUCCCGAACCCCUGCUCUGGUCUUUGAACAUGUGAACAACACAGAUUUCAAGCAAUUGUAUCAAACCUUAUCUGACUUUGACAUACGGUUCUACAUGUAUGAAAUCUUAAAGGCUCUGGAUUACUGCCACAGUAUGGGGAUUAUGCACAGAGAUGUCAAGCCACACAAUGUAAUGAUUGACCAUGAACACAGAAAGCUCCGCUUAAUCGAUUGGGGUUUGGCAGAAUUCUACCACCCAAACCAGGAAUACAACGUGAGAGUGGCAUCCAGGUACUUCAAAGGCCCUGAACUGCUGGUAGACUACCAGAUGUAUGACUACAGCUUGGACAUGUGGAGUUUGGGUUGCAUGCUCGCCAGCAUGAUCUUCAGAAAGGAGCCGUUCUUUCACGGUCAUGAUAACUAUGACCAGCUGGUGCGAAUUGCAAAAGUACUCGGCACCGAGGACUUGUACGACUACAUUGACAAGUACAACAUUGAAUUGGAUCCACGGUUCAAUGACAUUCUCGGAAGACACUCCCGCAAAAGGUGGGAGAGGUUUGUGCACAGCGAGAACCAGCACCUGGUCAGCACGGAGGCUCUAGACUUCCUGGACAAACUGCUGCGCUAUGACCAUCAAGCCCGCCUCACGGCCAGAGAGGCCAUGGAUCACCCCUACUUCUAUCCCAUCGUUAAAGAUCAGGGAAGAGGGGCCACUCCUGGGGGGAUGGCUGCCAGCUCCACACCAGUCAGCUCCUCAAGUAUGAUGGCUGGCAUCACCUCAAUGUCCUCCUCACAGCCGCUGGCUAACAUCGCUGGAUCACCCGUCAUCGCUGCGCUCAACGCCCUGGCCUCGCCGCUCCCUGCGCUCGCCGGGGCUCAACCCUGAAGCCACUUCCUCAGCCGUGUUUAUGUGUGCUCAUGGCCAUGUCCCGUCGAGCUCUCACUGCGGCCCAGGGCCAUGGCUCCCCUUUUUAUGUUGAAAAUAACAAAGAAGAAGAUUUAAAUUGCUUUUCACAUUCAGUUAUAUUUUGACACCUGGACUUGACAGAAAUGUAUUGUUGCACCUGUCAGGAUUAUUAGAAUUAAUUUGAGUGUGUUAUUUGACAAUGCCAUUGUCUAGAAACUCGUAAUAAGAUGUAGACAUGAAGAGAAUGGAUAAUAAAAUUUAUUUUGUAUGUUCCAAAUAUACAGUCUUGCUUGAAACUGUUUGAUGGGGAUCCUGCUGUAUUACACUGUGAACCAUGACAAGAUUUCACAAAACGGAGUUGGGUAUCUGAUGUGCCCCACCUAACGGUGCUCGCUGGUUGCACACAAUGUAAUGUGCAGGAGUUGUAGGUGUUUUGAAGUUGUUAGAUGCUAUAAUUCAUUAAUUGGACUUUUGUAGAUAUUCUACAGUUACUGUCAGGUUGCAUGCACCCAAUGCUGAGUAUCACAGGGUCAAUAGUUUGCCAAUUUUAUGUUACUUUCACUUCUAUAUGUGUAUGUAUGUGUUCAUGUUUGUUUUUUAUGAAGUCUCUUACACAUGAUUUUGAUUACAUAGACAAUUUUGUAACUUUUGGUUUUAUGUCGGGAGGAGUCAUCACCUACAAAAACAACUUCAAAAAUAAACAAUUUAAACAGGGCUUUGCAGUAACUACAUGUUAUUGAGUAAACCAUCUCUUGACUGGUCGCAUUGGCAAGACAUGGGUUUAAUAUAACAGAAUAGCGUGGUCAGCAUGUCCAAAGACCUUUUUUUAUGAUAAAUUAUUUUUGCCACCAAAUUAUUCUGUGUUCAUGAAGUGGAUUCCACAGACUCCCAGGCUGUUCAGGGUGUGUGUGGGUCCUUAAAGUCUUAAAUUGCUUUCCCUAAAAAUAAGGCCUUAAAAAGUCUUACAUUUCACUUGUUUAUUCCUGUAGACACCCUGCUGUUAGUACAUUCAAGGUUGAAGUAAAAGUGAGUGAAAUGCA
Messenger RNA from Pseudoliparis swirei, 2528 nucleotides. Its product is annotated as casein kinase II subunit alpha. Gene Ontology annotation, biological process: protein phosphorylation. The record is from RefSeq and is a predicted model, not a curated record. Gene Ontology annotation, molecular function: protein serine/threonine kinase activity; ATP binding. Lineage: Eukaryota; Metazoa; Chordata; Actinopteri; Perciformes; Liparidae. Gene Ontology annotation, cellular component: nucleus; cytosol; protein kinase CK2 complex. The coding region runs from base 259 to 1467 and encodes 402 amino acids. The transcript is spliced from 15 exons.